AUGUCCACCAGCGGCAGUCUGUUCGCCAAGCCAAAAUCAUCAUUGGUCGGCGACAGCUCCUCGGAUGCCUCUCAGCAGCCGUCGACGGUGUGGUUCAAGCUGAAUCACGAUCGCUCGCUGGCCGAUGCGGCUGCUGCUGCUAGUGAUGUGGAUGCCGAUCUGGAGGCGGAUGUUGAGGAGCACGACGAUGCUGACGGCGAUACUGAUUUCGAUGAACAUGAGCACGAACACGAACACGAAAACGAGCACGAGCACGACAAUGGCGUUGGUGGAGAUUCGUCCGGUGAGCAUGCGCGCGAGUUGAGCGAUGGCGAUGACGUCAAGGAGCACGUUUUUCCGCUGAACGACAAUGAGCUGCACAACGAGAUGCAUUCGAUUGAGGAGCUGCAGUUACAGUUGCAGCAAUCGCAUGAUGAUCACGAGGAGGACACGGCCGAUGCGGAUGCAGAUCAUGAGUCCGAUGCGGAAACUGAUCCUGAGACAGACUCGCACUACGAGUCGUCGGCCAGGCCAGAUGCGUUGCCCAGCACCACGGAAUCGCCAGCGAUUGAGGUGCGUCUCAAGCAGAUUGCACAGGAUUUUGAGAAGAUGACCAGCUCGCAGGAGCUGCAGCGUGCUGCUGUGGUCAGCAAGGAUGAAAUGACGCCACAAUCAUCGCUCUCGCUAAGUGAUCUGAUACGCACACUGCGUCCCAAUGAGCAGCAAAUCAUUCCACAGAUCGACUCCGACUACUCGAAUGCCAUGCGUGUCCUGGGCAAGACAUCUGCCGUCGUCCUCAACAACAAUAACAACAACGAGGAUUCGCGCAAGUUCAAAGUGUUGCCAGAGCCACACAGCUUCUAA
Drosophila grimshawi is the source of this 843-nucleotide messenger RNA. Its product is annotated as surface protein. The record is from RefSeq and is a predicted model, not a curated record. The coding region runs from base 1 to 843 and encodes 280 amino acids. The transcript has a single exon. Lineage: Eukaryota; Metazoa; Arthropoda; Insecta; Diptera; Drosophilidae.